AUGGCUCAGGAGAAAGAGAAGCACCACUUCCACUUGUUCCAACACAAGGAGGAGGAUUCAUCUGAGGUUGACUAUGAAAAGGAAGAGAAGGAGCACAAGCACAAGGAGCAUUCUUGGCGAGUUUGGUCCCUGCCGCCGGUGCCUUCGCCUGUGCAUGAGAAGCAUAAGGCAAAGAAGGACCCCGAGCACGCGCACCACCACAAGCUCGAGGAGGAGAUCGCCGCCACGGUUGCGGUCGGCGCCGCGGGCUUCGCUUUCCAUGAGCACCAUGAAAAAAAAGAUGCACACAAGCACCAGAAUUAUGAGUGA
This is a messenger RNA of Ananas comosus (pineapple), 309 nucleotides long. RefSeq names its product abscisic stress-ripening protein 2-like. The transcript is spliced from 2 exons. The record is from RefSeq and is a predicted model, not a curated record. The coding region runs from base 1 to 309 and encodes 102 amino acids. Lineage: Eukaryota; Viridiplantae; Streptophyta; Magnoliopsida; Poales; Bromeliaceae.